This is a messenger RNA of Clarias gariepinus (North African catfish), 1722 nucleotides long. Its product is annotated as C-C chemokine receptor type 5-like. Gene Ontology annotation, molecular function: chemokine receptor activity. Gene Ontology annotation, cellular component: membrane. Bases 36 to 1094 code for a protein of 352 amino acids. Gene Ontology annotation, biological process: G protein-coupled receptor signaling pathway; immune response; chemotaxis. The record is from RefSeq and is a predicted model, not a curated record. The transcript is spliced from 2 exons. Lineage: Eukaryota; Metazoa; Chordata; Actinopteri; Siluriformes; Clariidae.
GUCUACUUUAACAAACAUUCUUGGACUGUUGGAUAAUGGCAAAGGUUUUCCCCAACAUGACACAAAAUGAAGACUACUCUGACUACGAUAACUUAGAUAAGGAUAAUGACAUAUACCAGGUCUGCCAUAACAGCGAUGUAAGGUCAUUUAGCCGAGUCUUCCUCCCCACACUCUACAGCAUGGUGUUCCUUGUGGGAUUCAUUGGCAACGGCCUGGUGGUGUGUGUCCUGGUCAAGUACCACAAAACAUCCAACAUGUCAGACCUGUGCCUCUUUAACCUGGCUCUUUCAGACCUCCUCUUCCUGAUCUCAUUGCCUUUCUGGGCUCACUAUGCCGCCAUAUCUGAGUGGACCUUUGGAAGCUUCAUGUGUCAUGCAGUGACAGCGCUCUACCUGCUGGGUUUCUAUGGAAGUAUCUUCUUUAUGAUUCUCAUGACUGUGCACCGCUACACUGUCAUUGUCCAUGCCAAUGCCUGUCUCUCCUUUAAGCAACAAUCUGUCAGAGUUAGUAUAGGCCUGUUUUUUUUAAUAUGGGCACUCAGCUUGGGAGCUUCUUUACCAACCAUCAUUUCAUCCAAAGUAAAAAAUUACUCAAUAAAUGUAUCUAUUUGCACUAAGGAGUAUCCAGAAGGGACAAUGUGGAAAUUAUUCUCUUACAUUGAGCUGAAUAUCCUCGGCUUAAUUAUUCCCUUCUCAGUGAUGGUGUUCUGCUACUCCCGUAUCAUCCCAGUCUUAAUGGUCAUAAAAUCUCAAAAGAAACAUAGAGUUGUCAAACUCAUGUUGGUCUUGGUUAUUGUUUUUUUCCUCUUCUGGAUGCCCUACAACAUUGUCAUCUUCCUGAAGUUCCUGCAACACUUCGGCUUCAUGAACACCUGUCAGUGGGAUAAAGACCUGAAUAUGGCUAUGCAGUGGGUGGAAACCAUAGCCUUCAGUCACUGCUGCCUUAACCCCAUAAUCUAUGCCUUUGUGGGGCAGAGAUUCAGGAAUUUAUUUCUAAAGAUCCUGAAAGAGUGGUUUCCUGUUUGCUUUGGUCAUUGUACAACUAUUGUCACGAAGUUCCCAGACAAGAGGACCUUUAAGUCCUCAUCCAUCUGAGUAAUUUUUACUACAAAAUUUGGAUAACCAUAAAUAGAAAAAAUACAUUUGAAAAGAGGAUGGAUUAAGCAUGUGUGUUGUUAUGGAAUGUGCUAAUGUUUUAAGUUGUUAUAUGUCCCAGUUCACUAUUGGAGAUGUAAUGUGUGAAGCUGAAAAUGUUCUAGACAUCAAAGCAGGGCAAGUUGCAGCUCGACAAGAACCAAGGCAUCUCAAGAAGAUGCGCAAAGUUCUGGUGAGAGGAAAUCCUGCAAAGACUCUUCUCCCUGACAUUGCUGCAACAUCCGUGGAAAGAGAAUCAGUUAAUGUUUGAAAGGCUGCAGGCAGUGAGGCUGAUGUUAUCAACGGUUUUCUUCACACCUAAAAUGUAUUGUGUGGUGUAAAGUCUGCGGUUAAUGCACUUCUUGAGAAAUUGUCUGGCAGUUUGUAAGACACAAGACAAUAAUAUGUAUUUUGCUAAUUAUAUUAAAUCUAUUUAGGAGCAGUAGAGCACAUCUUAAUACAUCAGUAUUUACCUUAUGAGGUAAGAACCUGCUAAUUGUAAAAAAAAAAUUGGUAAUUUUAACAGUAAAAUACCAUAUACAUGCUACAGAAUAAAACCUUAUUUUACAAAACUUGUGAUAACCGUAGA